This is a messenger RNA of Cotesia glomerata, 1255 nucleotides long. RefSeq lists its product as uncharacterized. The coding region runs from base 63 to 713 and encodes 216 amino acids. The record is from RefSeq and is a predicted model, not a curated record. Lineage: Eukaryota; Metazoa; Arthropoda; Insecta; Hymenoptera; Braconidae. The transcript is spliced from 4 exons.
GUAAAAAAAAUAAGUAGUAAGUCAAAAUAAUCGGAAAAAAUUUUUUGUACUCCAUUAUAAUUAUGUUGUCUGUACGAAAAGGAACAACAAAACGGUGUUGUUAUGGAGUAUGUAAAAGUGAUACACGAUACAAAUCAUUUAAAACCAAUAGAUUCUAUUUUAUAAAUUUUCCAAAGCCUUGUCUUGAAUAUCGAAAAAAAAUAAUCAAAUCAUCAAGCAAAUUACACAUUAAAGCAUGUGUAAAAUGUGCGAAAUGUGAGUUAUGGGUGAAAAAAUGUGGCCGAAGUGACCGAGGUUUUAGAUCUAUUGAUGAUGUUACUAAGGAUACUUAUAUUUGCUCACUACAUUUUCUUGGAGAAAGUGGUCCAACUGAACAAAACCCUGAUCCUUUAAGCUAUCAAGAGUUUCAACAUAUUGAUAAAUCAAUUAAUAAGGUGCUCAAAGCAAGAACCAGCUUAUCCGAAAAAUACAACAGAGUUGAUAUGGAAAAAGCAAAUGGAUUAGAAUAUAGAAAAAUAGAUGAUAUUCUACCAGAUGCACAGACAUCAGUGUCUCAUGGAGAGGUUCACAACGUAAUUGAUGAUAAUACUUGUUUUGUUGAACAAAUAUUACCAGAUGAAACGUCAGACAUGAGUAUGACCCUUGGAGAUAUAAACCCUGAAGAAACUAGGAAGCAUACAAGAGCAAUAGAAAUUCAGACAGAUUCGUGUUGAUAGGAUGCACUCCUAAUGGAUGUGUUAGUUUUGUAUCUGAUGCAUUUGAGGGUUCAAUAUCGGAUCCAGAAAUAUUUAAACGAUCAAAAAUAGCAGACUUAUUGCAACCUGGAGAUGUAGUACUAGCAGAUCGAGGUUUUACGGUUCAUGAUGUAGUUGAAGCUAAGCAAGCACAUUUAAAUAUUCCUCCAUUUUUGAAUGGAAGAGACCGUUUAACUGCUCAAGAGGAGAUUUUGACGAAGAAGAUAGCAAAACAACGAAUAUAUGUUGAACAUGUUAUUGGGCGCAUAAAAAAAUUCAGACUUCUUUCCACCGUUCUACCUUUAAAUAUGCGUCCUAUCAUGUCACAAAUUAUAUUUAUUUGUGCAUGCUUGGUCAACUUUCAAGCACCUAUAGUUUUCGACGAAUUAAAUUAAGACCAGAGUGUUGUAGGAAAUAAAAAAACUGAAAGUCAAAAUAAUUGUAAUAUAUAUUAAAAUUUCAAAACACAUAACACUUGUAAUGUUACAAUAUACUAUUUAUAUUUUUAUAUUUUUUGUAAA